This is a messenger RNA of Drosophila busckii, 2464 nucleotides long. It is a transcript of the gene Lim3, whose product is annotated as LIM/homeobox protein Lhx3. The record is from RefSeq and is a predicted model, not a curated record. The coding region runs from base 127 to 1728 and encodes 533 amino acids. The transcript has 7 exons. Gene Ontology annotation, molecular function: DNA-binding transcription factor activity, RNA polymerase II-specific; RNA polymerase II transcription regulatory region sequence-specific DNA binding. NCBI's taxonomy places the organism in Eukaryota, Metazoa, Arthropoda, Insecta, Diptera, Drosophilidae. Gene Ontology annotation, biological process: regulation of transcription by RNA polymerase II; neuron differentiation. Gene Ontology annotation, cellular component: nucleus.
UGUGAAUUAAAGUUUAAAGUGCUUCAAGUGCUUUAUCAAAAAUAAAUUAUACGACACGUGUGCCCGCCCAACAGAGAAAUCAAAAAUACCACUAUCCACAACAAUUUUUGGCAAUUAUUUAGAGAGAUGAUGCAAACGCUGAAACCGCCACCGCCACUGCAUCAACAUCAACACCAACACCAGCACCAACACCAACACCAACAUCAGCACCAACAUCAGCACCAGCAGCAUAAUCAUCAGCAGCACAUACAGCAGCAACAGCAACAAUUGGCGCCAACGCCGCAGCUGACUGUCAUGGAUAAUCAUCAGCAGCAGCAGCACAUACAACAACAACAACACCAGCAGCAGCAACAAUUGGCACCCACGCCGCAGGCAUCGCACCUGCUUACUGGCCAACACAGUCAUCACUCUCAGCAACAACAUUCUGGACUACUGCCUGUCGACCAUGAUGACCCAAAUCCAGAGCUGGUGCUCGCUUUAAUUUCAAGAAAUCGUGCGCUCGAGGCAACGAUACCAAAGUGUGGUGGCUGCCACGAACUGAUACUGGAUCGCUUCAUACUAAAGGUGCUGGAGCGGACAUGGCAUGCCAAGUGCCUGCAGUGUAGCGAAUGCCAUGCUCAGUUAAAUGACAAAUGCUUUGCCCGCAACGGGCUGCUCUUUUGCAAAGAGGACUUCUUCAAGUCGAACAGACGUUAUGGUACGAAAUGUUCCGCUUGUGAUAUGGGCAUACCGCCAACUCAGGUGGUGCGCCGCGCCCAGGAUAAUGUCUAUCAUCUGCAGUGCUUCCUGUGCGCCAUGUGCUCGCGCACCCUCAAUACGGGCGAUGAGUUUUAUUUAAUGGAGGAUCGCAAGCUCAUCUGCAAGCGUGACUAUGAGGAGGCCAAGGCGAAGGGUCUCUAUUUAGAUGGCUCGCUGGAUGGCGAUCAGCCCAACAAGCGACCACGCACCACAAUUACUGCUAAGCAGCUGGAGACACUAAAAACCGCCUAUAAUAAUAGCCCGAAACCCGCGCGACAUGUACGUGAGCAACUCUCCCAGGACACUGGACUGGACAUGCGGGUAGUGCAAGUCUGGUUCCAAAACAGACGCGCCAAGGAGAAGCGACUGAAAAAGGACGCAGGACGCACGCGCUGGAGUCAGUACUUCCGCUCCAUGAAGGGCAACUGCUCGCCACGCACUGAUAAAUUCCUGGAUAAGGAUGAGCUAAAAGUGGAUUACGACAGUUUUAGUCAUCAUGAUCUUAGCAACGAUAGUUAUAGCACCGUCAAUUUGGGUCUGGACGAAGGCGCUUCACCGCAUAGCAUACGCGGCUCCUACCUUCACGGCAGCUCCAGUCCGUCGCAGUAUCCACCAAGCAGUCGCUCGCCGCCCACAGUGGGGCAAAGUCAUACGUUCGGUUCAUACCCAGACAAUAUUGUAUAUACUAAUAUUGAUCAUGGAGUGGGCUCUAAUAUACAUCCAAACAAAUCACAUCAUCGCCUGCAUAGUAGCAACAAUGUCUCGGACCUGAGCAAUGAUUCUAGCCCCGAUCAGGGCUAUCCCGACUUUCCGCCUAGUCCAGACUCCUGGCUGGGAGACUCCGGCAGCACCAACAAUACCAGCACAAACAAUAACACAAAUAGUAAUAAUCACAAUAACAACAGCAGCAGUGGGCGCGCAUCAAACCAAAAUCCCAGUGCCAGUGCCAGUACCACGCCCAAUCCGGCAACGCCUGGCGUACACUACUGAUACUCAAAAAUACUUUUGCGUUAUUUUGAGAUGCAGUCGCACAGUUUGCUGCUUGCUGCGGCCCAGCGGGAGCAGCAGCAUACUUAGCAGCAAAAAGGAUUUUCAUAGAACUAGUUAAACAGAAGUUCCGUUACUCGAUUUUAAUAAGUUUUUUCUAAUUUUAAUAAAAGCUUCUGCUUAGAAGCAUGAACGCAGCCUAUGUUGAGGUGUUUACCAACACUGUAUCUAAAUAUUUGAUUUCUUACUCCACAUUGUAACACAAUUUGCUCAAGAUUUUGUAAUUUCGAUUUAGUUAGGAUUCGCCUAAAAGUAUGAGCACAAGAACUUUUACUUACAACUUUAUAAACAAAAAAUAUGGCUUCAAUGAUAUUUAAUGUUAUUCUUUUGUUUAUGUUUAUGAAAUGGCUACUUUUAGUGUGUGUAAAUAUUGUAUAUUUGUGUAUAGUGAAAAGAGAGAAACAGAAACCAAAACACACAUAACUACGUUUUAAAUUAAGUUAAGUCUGUAUAGGGGCUACAACAAGCUUUGUCUGGAGGCACAAUGCACAACAUUUACAUAUGUAUAAGGCCCAAAAACAGCAAAGCCCUUAGAAAAACAAAGAAAAAAACAAACACAGUUAUUUAUUGCUUUAUAUAGGGAUACAAGAAUUGCAUAGAAGAAAUAUCAAUUACGAAAAAGUGAUGUCGUAUAUACAUACAUAUAUCUAAAGUAAUACCAAAAAAUAUGAUAUACAAA